Messenger RNA from Eruca vesicaria subsp. sativa (arugula), 1107 nucleotides. The record is from the annotation of a GenBank genome assembly. NCBI's taxonomy places the organism in Eukaryota, Viridiplantae, Streptophyta, Magnoliopsida, Brassicales, Brassicaceae.
AUGUCGCAAAGUGGCGGCGGACCAGACUUCAGUCUCUCGGACGAGAUACUAGCGGUGAUCCCAACGGACCCUUAUGAACAACUGGAUCUCGCGAGGAAGAUCACUUCAAUGGCGAUCGCUUCCAGGGUCUCCAAUCUCGACUCCCAAGUCUCCGUCCUGACGCAGAAGCUUCGUGAGAAGGAUAAGGUUGUCUACGAGCUCGAGGGAAGAGCAUCUUCCUUGGAGAGACUCUACCAUGAGGCUGACUCUUCUUUGAAGAAUGCCCUCAACGAAAAUAUGAAACUAAGAGAAGAGAGAGAUUCACUGGCGAUCACUGCAAAGAAACUUGGUCGUGAUCUUGUAAAGCUGGAAGCAUUUAAGAGACAAUUGAUGCAGUCUUUGAGUGAUGACAGUCCAUCUCAAACAGACAGCAAUGACGUCAGACAGGUUGCUCGAGACAAAGAUGAUAAUUCAAAUGGCGGCUUAUCCACAUACGAUUCUUACUCCAACAACAACCAAGGUUUACGGCAGAGAACCUCUUUGACUCCGCCCGGUUUAACUCCAAAGAUCUUAUCGGCUGGUGGUUCUCCGAGAAGCUACUCUUCUGCUUCAUCCCCAAAGCUAUUCUCUGGAGCUGCAUCUCCAACGUCUUCACAGUAUGAUAUACGCAUGUGGUCUUCAUCAAGCCAGCAAUCUUCAGUACCAAACUCUCCUCCUCGCUCACAUUCUACUUCAGCUCGCCACGCGCGGAUUGAUGGGAAAGAGUUCUUUAGACAAGCCAGGAGUCGGUUGUCUUACGAGCAGUUCAGUGCAUUCCUGGCUAACAUCAAGGAACUAAACGCACGGAAGCAGAGCCGUGAGGAAACGUUGAGGAAAGCGGAGGAGAUAUUCGGGACAGGAAACAAUGAUCUUUACAUAUCGUUUAAGGGACUUCUCACAAGCGGGCGCUGAUAUAAAUAUUCUAUAUGAUGAUAACCAACACCAAACCUGCAUACACAACUUUGAAUAUGAUAUCGACUCUUUUAUUCUUCUCAUGACCAAUUCUUUUUGUGCGGAUUUGUAAUAAUAUAUUCAUUGAGAUAUAUGCUCCCUUUUCUUUUCUAAAAAAUAAAGAUAAUCCAAGUUAAG